AUCAAGUUCGGUAAUUGAUGGUGAGCUUGGUUGAUGACUGCCGCUAGGAAGGUGCCACCCUAGCGAGCGAGUUGCACAUUCGUCAAGCCUCGGCGAUGGCCUCCGAAGCAUUUGAUUGAUUCGAUUGAACGUAGCCGAGUGCAGUACGAUACCAUCUCUUUGUUUUCUGCAAGUCGGCAGUCUCGUGUGCUUGGAUACGCAAUCCGAAGGGGUGUCUCGAAACAGGGCGUCAUACCGUUACGGCAAGCGAGGCAGCGCAUCAUCAUCUCGAAGGCCAAGCUUCCAAAGCCAAUGCCACCACCGUCGAACACACCUUCCGGAGAUAGACCAAACGUCAACGCAGAAGACGCUGAUGUCUGGAACAACACUGCGACGGCAGAAGAAGACAUAGCAGACAUGUCCUACUCGACCCGCGACCGCGAACUUCUUAGAGACCUGAACCGCCUUGACCGCCGACGAGAAGCGGAAGCCACCGAUCGCACUUCCGAAGAUGAAACGAGGAGACAAAGGUUGCAGAGAGUGCUUGCUAGGCUCAGCAGGCUCGAAGACUCGAGGCCGACCUAUGGGACCCCGCCGGUACAGCAGCAGAGCCUCUAUGAUUGGGCCCCUACUCGUACGAACGAAGGAGAGGACGAAUCUGAACAAGCUGCCGCACGUCGUCGUGCUCUAUACCGUCGACAUGACCUGAGAAGCGCUGCCAUUAUGCAGAAUGCCCGUACCACUCUGCCCUCGUCUAGUGGAAGCCGGCGGCAUAACGAAGAUACGAACGAAACUCAAGACGCUAGGAGUGCAUAUCGCCGGACAUAUCUGGCUGACACUCCUGCCCAAGACUCGACUCCCUCGACGUCGCCGUCACGGCCUUCUCCUCUACUCGAGUCCGCUUUGAAAUACCUUGAUAGUUUACGGGAGUGCUCUACAUAUGAUGAAUCUCUUUGUUCGGCCUUGGAUCAUGGCCUCUUCGCCCCUGAAAGCUAUGAUGACUUGAUAACCGACACUAGACGCUGUCUUUGUCCACAACCUUCCUCGUGGCUAGCCCCUGGCUCUCUCUUCAAAGGUACCCAACAUACAACGACGGCUGGGAAAGGCUCCUCUCUUCGCUCACCCACCGCUUCUGAUGCUACCCGUCCAUGGCUGGGCCACGUUCCAAUACCUUACUCAAGGUCCAUCCCUCCGUCCUUCUCAGGCAAUCCUUUCACCUACCUGUCGCUGCCACCUCGAGAGAUUCAAGACCGAUGGCCUGUGAAGGUCACAAUACAAGCUGUCAAUCUGCAGAAUAUGACUAUUGCUGGGGUUAUGGAGGCAUUUGAUGUUCCGAAUACAACACAUCCAUCUCCCGAAACACCGCCCACUCCCAUUACGACAUACCUGGAAGGGCAAAUUAUCGACAUGAACAUCCACAGCUUUCUCACGCCCGCCAAUUCGCCGGACUCAGGAGGCAUCGCUUUUCCACAGACUUCAGCCUUGACAGACGCGGCUUAUUGGCGAAAUCUACCACCUUUCAGUAACAUGAAAUCCGAUCACGAUGUUGCGCGAGCAAUACUUAGCCGAACGCAGAUGGAAGAAAUCAUGUCGGACUGGAUCUUUAUGCGCUGGAAGGAGCGAUGUUUCAUACACUCUGAUUCAGAUCCUUGUCACAGGCAUAGCGAGCAUUCGACGACUACAGGAGAGGGAGAUGAUAAUGACUUCAACCACGGCUUAACGAUAAGCGGCUUCUACUAUGUUAGUUUGCGGAGGGGUGAUGGAAACAUUGACGGACUUUACUUUGACACCAAGACGAGCCCAUACCAACAGUUGAGACUUGCAGCGAAGAGCCGCGGGACACUUGGGUCGUGGCAGUUCAAAUGAAGUUGUUGUUACGAGAUGGCUUAAUGAAACUCAUUGCAUUGAAUAUUGAAUGAUACUGAAUGCGCUUGUGCCUGUGUGACGAGCUUUCAAAACCUUGAUGGCAUGACAUGAACGGACAUGAGUUUUGUACAGCAUCAUGGUACUCAACCCUUAUACAAGGUAAGGUCUCCAUGACCAUUUGAGCAGAUCCGUGCUUCACAUUGAUUCACGUUGCAGCACGGUGGGACGGUACAUGUAUGUGUGUUUUGGAGAGUUUUCUCAUUCCAUUUUGAACUUGUAUGCCAUUGCCAUUCCCAACUGAAAAUAACACCUUUGCCCGACCCUCCGCGCUAUGCUUUUAAGUGUAGCAAAUUGACGUGAUUGAUGAUUGUUGUUCGGGGAG
Molecule: messenger RNA, 2227 nt
Organism: Aureobasidium pullulans EXF-150
Lineage: Eukaryota; Fungi; Ascomycota; Dothideomycetes; Dothideales; Saccotheciaceae
Exons: 2
Coding region: 292-1845 (517 amino acids)
Biological process (GO): protein targeting to vacuole; negative regulation of gluconeogenesis; proteasome-mediated ubiquitin-dependent protein catabolic process
Cellular component (GO): extrinsic component of membrane; GID complex
Source: RefSeq, a predicted model, not a curated record